Chanos chanos (milkfish) is the source of this 780-nucleotide messenger RNA. It is a transcript of the gene vma12, whose product is annotated as vacuolar ATPase assembly factor VMA12. Gene Ontology annotation, biological process: vacuolar proton-transporting V-type ATPase complex assembly. Gene Ontology annotation, cellular component: endomembrane system. The transcript has 7 exons. The record is from RefSeq and is a predicted model, not a curated record. Bases 132 to 719 code for a protein of 195 amino acids. Lineage: Eukaryota; Metazoa; Chordata; Actinopteri; Gonorynchiformes; Chanidae.
AGCAAAUGGGUUCUGCAGCCUCAACAAUUAUCGGCAUCUAGAGUCAUGUUUAAGUCACAACAAAUAUAAACCCUUGUUGUUGUAAUGAGAUUUUGACGACUCCGAAUCAAGUACGUAAGUUCCUGUACACGAUGGCCUCGUCUUUCACGGUCGGGGACAAAUUUCGUGAGAGGGUGAGAGUGUUGCUGGAGAAUGAGACGUCGGUUAAACCAGGCUUGCGUGAAGCACUAGAGGCGGUCCGGGAGCAGUCGACCUUGUCAUUUAAAGAAGCAAGAAAGCUUCACAGACUUCUUGAGGAAAAUGGAUACCCAGUCUGCCUUCAUGAGCUGAUGGAGGACAGCACACUGUAUCUGCCCAAGUAUGAAAAACCCCCAAGAAACCCCCAGCUGGUGGCUCGGCUAGAGAAGAUCAAAGCAAAACUUGCAAAUGAAGAGUAUAAACGAAUUACACGGAAUGUGAAUCCUCAGGAAUUAAAUAACCAUGGAACCUUAGCAGACUUUGGAAGGCAAGUGCGUUCUGUCAAAGCAGUUGUUGUGACUGUAUUUAACUUCUUGGUGACAGUGGUUGCUGCUUUUGCUUGUGCCUACCUGGGCAGUCAGUACAUCUUCACAGAGACGACAUCACGGGUCAUAUCUGCAGUGAUAGCAGCAUCAGUUGUGGGUCUGGCAGAGCUGUAUGUUCUGGUCCGGACCAUGGAAGGAGAACUGGGAGAACUUUAACCCAAAUCUACAGCUACGUAUUUCAACAGAACCUUACUGUUAUCAAGUCAGCAGGUCUGGA